CGCCGCCGACAAUCAAGACGGGAUGCAGACUCAGAAGAUUCCGAAGACUCAGAACAAGAUGAAGAUGGCGACGUGAACAUGAACGGGGGCGCCGCAAAUGAAGAGGCCCAACUGGUGAAGAAGCUCGUCCGGUACGCACUCGCCUGCGAAUACUCCCGAACGUCCAUCAAAAGAGAUGGCAUACGAGACAAGGUCUUAGGCAAUAACGCUCGAUCCUUUAAGCGUGUGUUCGACGGAGCCCAGAAGCAGCUACAGGACGUCUUCGGCAUGGAGAUGGUCGAGUUGCCUGUCAAGGAGAAGCGCACACUCAAGGAGAAGCAACAGGCGACCGCUAGGAAGGCCAAGUCCCAAGGCGCGACUUCAUCGCGGCAGUACAUCCUGACUUCGAUCCUACCGUCCGCGUACAAAACAAAUUCCAUCAUCGCCCCUUCCCGGACACCCAGCGCGAGCGAAGAGGCGGGCUAUGUUGGGUUCUACACUUUUGUCAUUUCCAUCAUUGCGCUCAGCGGUGGCGAGCUGAGUGACGUCAAGCUGAGGCGGCACCUGACUCGGAUGAAUGCCAAAGACAACCUACCGUUUGGUAAGACGGACGAUAUACUGACGAGGAUGGUCAAGCAGGCGUACGUGGACAAGGUGGUGGAGAAGAACGAUGCUGGCGAGGAACCUACCGUCUCUUGGUGCGUUGGAUCGCGAGGUAGGGUGGAAGUGCCACCGCAGAGCAUAGCAGGCUUUGCUCAAGAGGUGUUUGGCGAGCAGGUGGAUGAGGAUUUCCAGAAGAGGCUCUAUAAAAGUCUUGGGUUGCAGGAG
Messenger RNA from Pseudomassariella vexata, 807 nucleotides. RefSeq names its product MAGE family-domain-containing protein. Gene Ontology annotation, cellular component: nucleus. NCBI's taxonomy places the organism in Eukaryota, Fungi, Ascomycota, Sordariomycetes, Amphisphaeriales, Pseudomassariaceae. Gene Ontology annotation, biological process: DNA repair. The transcript has 2 exons. The record is from RefSeq and is a predicted model, not a curated record. The annotation marks the transcript as partial.